AUGAGAGCUAGUAGCGCGCUUGAUCAAAGUCUACUGGACGCACUGGCCAAUAUGCGAGGUGAAGAAGCGGAGACAGCUCAAACACGUCUGAAAAAGAAACGUCUUGAUUUCCAACCAGGCAAGUCCAUAUCAAAAAACCUUUCCACUGAAAGUGAUGAAUCUGAUGAAGAAAGUGAAGAGGACAGCAAAACAGAAGAAGAAUCUGAGUCCCAGCCUGGAACAGACGAAGAAACCCUUUUGCAGGGCGAGUGUGAUACUGAUACUCCAUCAACCAGUACGUUACUUUCGCAAAAGGAAAAGUUAUUACAAACAUUGUCAGAGGUGAACAAGUUACUGGACGAUGACAUGAAAGGUCGCCUGUAUGCUGUGUACUAUGGUCAAAAAUAUUAUUGGGGGAAGAACCAACUAUGUUUUGUCGAUGAUCAAGAUGAAGAUGCCAAAAGUGUCGAAUUUUAUAGUUUCUUGCGCUACCGAGGAGAUAGUUGCUGGGAUUUUCCCAAAAAGUCUGAUGUAGAGAUCGUGGAAGCAAAGUAUAUUUUCUGUGGUUCAUAUAGUUCUGAAACAACAAUCGCAGAGAAAC
Paramuricea clavata is the source of this 580-nucleotide messenger RNA. NCBI's taxonomy places the organism in Eukaryota, Metazoa, Cnidaria, Anthozoa, Malacalcyonacea, Plexauridae. The record is from the annotation of a GenBank genome assembly.